This is a messenger RNA of Nylanderia fulva, 1446 nucleotides long. It is a transcript of the gene Sou, whose product is annotated as required for meiotic nuclear division 5 protein souji. Gene Ontology annotation, molecular function: ubiquitin protein ligase activity; protein binding. The record is from RefSeq and is a predicted model, not a curated record. Lineage: Eukaryota; Metazoa; Arthropoda; Insecta; Hymenoptera; Formicidae. Gene Ontology annotation, cellular component: nucleus; cytoplasm; GID complex. Gene Ontology annotation, biological process: proteasome-mediated ubiquitin-dependent protein catabolic process.
UAAUUCCGAUAUAUACCGUGACAUUGGUCUUUUCUCCGUGCAAAUGUCAAUCGCGACAGGCGACAUAAUAAUAAUGGAGGCGUGCAAUGCUGUCGAACGUGAAGUGGACAAGGUUCUAUCAAAGUUUGGUGCUAUAAAUGAACAUGCUGAGGCGGUGUUACGCGACCUGAUCAACCACAUUCAAUCCUUGAAGAAGGAUUUAGAAGAAGCACCACCAAACCAAGAACUUACAGCUGGCCAAGUGCAAAUGGUAAAACAAGCAAUGACAAAAGUACGCGACAUUGUACAAAAAUUGGCAACAGAUCAUCGUGACUUGCAUAGUACAGUAUCAAAAGUGGGCAAAGCGAUAGAUAGAAAUUUCAUUGCCGAUUUUGCAAGCACGAGCAGAGAAGAUGUAUUUUCUGGACCUGAGAAGUCUCAUCUUCUAAAUCAAGUAAUCUGCCAACACUUUUACCGUCAAGGAAUGUUAGACAUUGCUGAUGAAUUAGCAGCAGAAGCAGGAAUUAAAACUGACGAAGGCAGAAAGGAACCAUUUACAGAAUUAAAUUAUAUAUUAGAUUGUUUAAAACAAAAAAAUUUGGAGCCUGCAUUAGAUUGGGCUAAAAAACAUAGAGAAGCACUUUUGGCACAGAAUUCUUCUCUCGAGUUUAAACUGCAUAGACUACAUUUCAUAAGAUUAGUUCAACAAGGUCCUAGUAAGCAGAGAGAAGCGAUACUUUACGCCCGUCAAAAUCUUACGCAAUUUGUCGGACGUUAUGAGAAAGAAGUUCAAUCCUUAAUGGGAACAUUACUUUAUUUGCCACAUGGAAUCCAAUCGUCUCCCUACAGUCACUUAUUAGAUCCAACCUUGUGGCUCGAAAUACACGAUGUUUUUACCAAGGAAGCAUGCACAUUAUUAGGUUUAAGUGUCGACAGCCCGCUCUCUGUUUGUAUCAACGCAGGAUGCACUGCAUUACCUGCACUAUUAAACAUCAAACAGGUCAUGCAGCAAAGACAAGUAACUGGAAUUUGGAGUGGUAAAGAUGAAUUGCCUAUUGAAAUAGACUUGGGAAAGCAAAGUCGUUAUCAUUCAGUCUUUGCCUGUCCCAUUCUUAGGCAGCAAAGUACAGAGAAUAAUCCUCCAAUGAAACUUGUUUGUGGUCAUGUUAUUUCUCGAGAUGCGUUAAACAAACUCGCCAAUACGAAUAAAAAUCAAUUUAUUUCCAGGUUGAAAUGCCCAUACUGCCCGGCGGAGCAGAAUCCCGAAGAUGCGAGACUUAUUUAUUUUUAAGCUCUGUGAUAUACUACAUAUAGUAAUAUAUUAAUAUAUAUAUGUAUGUGUAUAGGAAUUAUAUAUAUACACAUGUAAGAAGCUAAUUUUACAGUUUCUUUGUAAUGGAUUAUAUUGAAUGCAGAAUUUAUAACAGAGUAUAUAUGCAGUAAUUAAAGGUAUUAUUUAAAAUUCUA